This is a messenger RNA of Tachyglossus aculeatus (Australian echidna), 4108 nucleotides long. It is a transcript of the gene TNR, whose product is annotated as tenascin R. Lineage: Eukaryota; Metazoa; Chordata; Mammalia; Monotremata; Tachyglossidae. The record is from RefSeq and is a predicted model, not a curated record. Gene Ontology annotation, molecular function: protein binding. The transcript is spliced from 21 exons. The coding region runs from base 2 to 4066 and encodes 1354 amino acids.
GAUGGGGGCUGAUGGCGAAACCCGGGCCCUGAAGAACCUGCUGAUCAGCGUCAACUUGAUUCUGCUGGGCUCCGUCCUCACGCCGUCCGACGGCCAGCUGGAGGUCACGACCGAGCGAGUCAGGAGGCCGGCGGCGGCCGAGGCGGGCGGCGUGGCCGGCGCAGAGCGGCCCAUGGUCUUCAACCACGUGUACAACAUCAACGUCCCCCUGGACAGCCUCUGCUCCUCGGGCCUGGAGGCUUCGGCCGAGCGGGAGGUGAGUGCCGAAGAGGAGAGGAGGACGGAGUUCACGGACCAGACCACAGACAGCGGGAGCCAGGUCACCUUCACGCACAGGAUCAAUCUCCCCAAGCAGGCCUGUGAGUGCUCCAACUCCGUCCGGGUCAUGCAGGAGCUGCUGAGUCGAAUCGAGAUGCUGGAGAGGGAGGUUUCCAUCCUCCGGGACCAAUGCAACUCUAACUGCUGUCCAGACAAUGCAGCCACAGGGCAGCUGGACUACGUCCCUCACUGCAGCGGCCACGGCAACUUCAGUUUGGAGUUGUGCGGCUGCGUGUGCCACGAGGGCUGGCUCGGCAAGAACUGCUCGGAACCCGACUGCCCCCUGGGCUGCUCCAGCCGCGGUGUGUGCGUGGAUGGCCAGUGCGUCUGUGACAGCGACUCCAGUGGCGACGACUGCUCCGAGGCCCGCUGCCCGGCCGGUUGCAGCCCCCGGGGCCUCUGCGUGGACGGACGCUGCGUCUGUGAGGAGGCCUUCUCUGGGGAGGACUGCGGUGAGCCGCGAUGCCCCGGGGACUGCUCGGGCAAAGGGACCUGCACCAACGGCACCUGCUUCUGCCAGGAGGGCUAUGUGGGUGAGGACUGCGGCCAGCGGCGCUGCCUGAAUGCCUGCAGCGGGCGAGGAGUCUGCCAGGCCGGGCGCUGCUCCUGCGAGGAAGGCUACUGGGGCCCGGACUGCUCGGCGGUUGCCCCACCCGAGGACUUGCGAGUGGCUGGCAUCAGCGACAGGUCCGUUGAGCUGGAAUGGGACGGGCCGAUGGCAGUGACGGAAUAUGUGAUCUCUUACCAGCCGACGGUCCGGGGGGGCCUUCAGCUCCAGCAGCGGGUGCCCGGGGAUUGGAGCACCGUCACCCUCAGGGAGUUGGAACCAGGGCUCACCUACAAUAUCAGCAUCUACGCUGUCAUCAGUGACAUCCUCAGCCUCCCCGUCUCAGCCAGGGUGGCCACCCAUCUCUCCACUCCCCAAGGGCUGCGGUUCAAGACCAUCACAGAGACCACUGUGGAGGUGCAGUGGGAACCCUUCUCAUUUUCUUUCGACGGAUGGGAGAUUAGCUUCAUCCCAAAGAAUAACGAAGGGGGCGUGAUCGCCCAGGUCCCCAGUGAUGUCACAUCCUUCAACCAGACGGGCCUGAAGCCUGGGGAGGAGUACACUGUCAAUGUGGUGGCUCUCAAAGAGCAAGCCCGGAGCCCCCCGACCUCUGCCAGUGUCUCCACCCUGAUUGACGGCCCGACCCAGAUCCUGGUCCGUGACGUCUCAGACACGGUGGCCUUCGUCGAAUGGACCCCGCCUCGAGCGAAAAUCGAUUUCAUCCUCCUGCGAUACGGCCUGGUGGGCGGGGAGAGCGGGAAAACCACCUUCCGGCUGCAGCCGCCCCUGAGCCAGUACUCGGUGCAGGCCCUCCGGCCCGGUUCCCGAUACGAGGUCUCGGUCAGCGGAGCCCGCGGGGCCAACGAGAGCGACGCCACCACCACCCACUUCACCACAGAGAUCGACGCUCCCAAAAACCUGCGAGUGGUCUCCCGCACAGCCACCAGUCUGGACCUGGAAUGGGACAACAGCGAGGCGGAAGUGCAGGAUUACCGGGUGGUGUUUAGCACUCUGGCCGGAGAGCAGUACCAUGAGCUGUUGGUCCCCAGGAGCCCGGGCCCAACCACCAAAGCCACCCUCGCCGACCUGGAGCCGGGGACGGAGUAUGGUGUUGGGAUCUCAGCUCUCCUGGACAGUCAGCAGAGUGUACCAGCCACCAUGAAUGCCCGGACUGAACUGGACAGUCCUCGAGGGCUCAUGGUGACGGCCUCUUCGGAGACGUCAAUCUCUCUCAUCUGGACCAAGGCAGACGGCCCCAUCGACCACUACCGAAUCACCUUUACCCCGGCCUCCGGGAUGUCCUCUGAGAUUACCGUGCCCAAGGACAGGACUGCGUACACGCUGACGGAGCUGGAGCCCGGGACCGAGUACAUCAUCUCGGUCACUGCUGAGCGGGGCCGGCAGCAGAGCCUGGAGUCCACCGUGGAUGCCUUCACAGGGUUCCGGCCCAUCACCCAUCUGCACUUCUCCCACGUGACCUCCUCCAGCGUGAACAUCACCUGGAGCGACCCCUCCCCUCCCGCGGACAGGCUCAUCCUCAACUACAACCCCCGGGACCAGGAGGAGGAGGCGGCACUGGAGGUCUCGCUGGACGCCACCAAGAGACACGCCACUCUGACGGGGCUCCGGCCGGCCACCGAGUACAUUGUGAACCUGGUGGCCGUGCACGGGGCAGUCACCUCGGAGCCCAUUGUGGGCUCCAUCACCACGGGCAUCGAUCCCCCUAAAGACAUCUCAAUAGGCAACGUCACCGAGGACUCCGUGAUGGUCUCCUGGGCCCCACCCGUCGCACCUUUCGACUACUAUCGGGUAUCCUAUCGACCGACACAAGUGGGGAGACUGGACAGCUCAGUGGUGCCGAAAACCGUCACCAAAUACACCGUCACCGACCUCUCUCCGGCCACCGAGUACGAGAUCAGCCUGAACAGCGUGCGUGGGCGGGAGGAGAGCGAGCGCAUCUGCACCCUCGUGCACACAGCCAUGGACAGCCCAGUCGAUUUGACCGCCACCAACGUCACCCCAACGGAAGCCCUGCUGCAGUGGAGGGCACCAGUGAGUGAGGUGGAGAGCUACGUCAUUGUGCUUACGCACUUCACAGAUGCUGGCGAGACCAUCCUGGUGGACGGCGUGAGCGAAGAUUACCAGCUCAGCGACCUACUCCCCAGCACCCAUUACACGGUCACGAUGUAUGCCGCCAGCGGGCCUCUCACCAGCAGUACCGUCAAGACCAAUUUCACCACCUUGCUGGAUCCCCCCACCAACCUGACGGCCACCGAGGUCACCAGGCAGAGCGCCCGGAUCUCGUGGCAGCCACCCGUAGCAGAGGUGGAGAACUACAUCGUCAACUACAAAGCCACCGACGGGCGCCGCAAGGAGCUGAUAGUGGAUGCAGAAGACACAUGGAUUCGCCUCGAGGGCCUGUCCGAGAACACGGAGUACACCGUGCUCCUGCAGUCAGCCCAGGAUGCGGUCAGGAGUGGGGUCACCUCGGCCGUCUUCACCACAGGGGGCCGCGUGUUCACCCACCCUCAGGACUGCGCCCAGCACCUGAUCAACGGAGACACCCUCAGUGGGGUUUACACCAUCUCCAUCCACGGGGACCUGAGCCAGAAGAUGCAAGUCUACUGUGACAUGACCACAGACGGCGGGGGUUGGAUUGUGUUCCAGCGGCGACAGAACGGCCUGACUGACUUCUUCCGGAAAUGGGCAGAUUACCGUGUCGGUUUUGGAAACCUAGAGGAUGAAUUUUGGCUGGGGCUGGACAACAUGCACAAGAUCACGUUGCAGGGCCGCUACGAGCUGCGGAUAGACAUGCGAGAUGGCCCGGAAGCAGCCUACGCCUCCUAUGACAAGUUCUCCAUCGGGGACAGCAGGAGCCUCUAUAAGCUUCGGCUGGGAGCCUACAGCGGCACCUCAGGGGAUUCUUUGACAUACCACCAGGGCCGACCUUUCUCCACCCAGGACAGGGACAACGACGUGGCUGUGACCAACUGUGCGCUGUCCUACAAGGGGGCCUGGUGGUAUAAGAACUGCCACCGGACCAACCUCAACGGCAAGUAUGGCGAGUCCAGGCACAGUCAGGGGAUCAACUGGUACCACUGGAAAGGCCAUGAGUUUUCCAUUCCUUUCGUGGAAAUGAAGAUGCGCCCCUACACCCCCCGCCCCGUGACAGGGAGGAAACGGAGGUCCCUGCAGCCAUGAGAGCCAGAAGGAACCCGGAGACAUCCAACCGUUUCUGUCAUU